This is a messenger RNA of Physeter macrocephalus (sperm whale), 2379 nucleotides long. RefSeq names its product leucine rich repeat containing 56 (gene LRRC56). The record is from RefSeq and is a predicted model, not a curated record. Lineage: Eukaryota; Metazoa; Chordata; Mammalia; Artiodactyla; Physeteridae. The coding region runs from base 191 to 1840 and encodes 549 amino acids. The transcript is spliced from 13 exons. Gene Ontology annotation, molecular function: protein binding.
CCCGCGGCCGGAAGAACAACCCCAAGUUGAAGAGAGCGCCCGGCGAAGGAGGGUCCCCGGGACCAAGCCCCCGAGGCUGGGGCACCGGGGCCGACCCCUCAGGUGCCGCCUGGGGCCACAUGCUGCCCUCUUGCCCAGAUGUUUGACCCACGGUGGGAAAAAGCAGGUGCCUCCAGCAGGUUGGAUGUGAAUGGACCGGGCCUGGGACGGAGCCCACGGACCUUGGCCAAGCAUAGCCAGUGUCCGAGUGCGGGCGCUGUGCUGGCGGAGCCGGCGCAAGCCCCACCCCCAGAGCACGGCCCCGGGCAGCCGAGGGGGCAGCCACAGCGGGCAGCCGCCGGAGGAGCGCCUCUCACCUGCCCGACUGCAGGCCCUGGCCCAGGUGGAUGACCUCCGACUGGUGAGCGUGCUGGAGCUGUGUGUCAACACCCACGAGAACAGCCUGGGGAACUUUGGGCUGCACCUGCCCAACCUAAGCCAGCUGAAGCUGAACGGCAGCCGCCUGGGCUCCCUGAGGGACCUGGGCACCUCGCUGGGCCGCCUGCAGGUGCUGUGGCUGGCUCGCUGCGGCCUGGCUGACCUGGAUGGCAUCGGCUCCUUCCCGGCCCUGAAGGAGCUCUACCUUUCCUACAACGACGUCUCGGACCUGAGCCCGCUGUGCCUGCUUGAGCAGCUGGAGGUGCUGGACCUGGAGGGCAACUGUGUGGAGGACCCGGGGCAGCUGCACUACCUGCAGCUGUGCCCGCGGCUGGCCACGCUCACCCUGGAGGGCAACCCGCUAUGCCUGCGGCCCGGCCCCGGCCCCACCCACCAGGUGCCCCGGGGCUACAACUACCGGGCAGAGGUCAGGAAGCUCAUCCCCCAGCUGCAGGUCUUGGACGAGCUGCCAGCCACGCACACACGCCUGCCGGCCUCCCGGAAGCUGGACCACGACUGGCUCAUGGUGAAGAAGGCCAUCAAGGAGGGCAGCGUCCUGGACAGCCUGCUCCCCGGGCUGGGUUCUCCCCACGGAUCCCCCGUUUGGAGACGCGGCCCCGAGCUAUGCUCGCCUGAGACCCAGCGCAGGGCCCCCAGGCCCUGGCCCCGCUCCCUGCUGGUCCCCGGGGGCCCCCUGCCUGCAGGCCUUCUUCCCCAGGGCCCAGCCCCAGAGGACGACGCCAGCAGCCUCACCCACGGUGCCGGCCGGGUCCUCUGUGGAAACCCCGCCAAAGGCCUGCGGGAGCGUCGGCACCAGUGCCAGGCUGGGGCACACCCAGAGAGGCUGCCGCCUACCGGGCCCGAAGACCUGGCCGCCCGGGCCUCCGCCCCGGGGCCUGACCCUGCAGACGGCUGCCACCUCCUGGCCUCGGCCGGGCUUCCGGCCUUGAGGGAGCUGCGCCUGCGUCCCCUCCCCAGUAGGUGCCUGGAGCCCCGGGAGGAGGGGGCCGCCGCCCCCGGGGGCCCACAGAGGGGCCCUGAAGAAGAGCAGGACAAGGCUGGGCCCAAGACUCGCCCCAGCCCCCCGAGCCUGGCCCCAGAGCCUUCCAGGACCUUGGGCUACAACCUGACCCCCUCUCCUCCCAAGUCCCUCAUGCCAUCUGACAGGGGCAGCAGCUCCUGGGGGUCCACAGAUCUGCAGUUCUGGGGGCGUCGCCUCAGAGCCCUGGGUAGUCUGGGGCCUGGCCUGGGUCAGGGGCUGGCUGCAGUGACUGCUCUGAGAGCCCUAGAGGUGGCCUCAGGCCCCAGCCCUCGAGCCGAAGGCUGUCCAGACCCAAAGCCGGCACCAGAUCCAGCAACCAGACCCCCAGCCUCCGAUGCAUGCCGCACCUGCCUCAUCACCCCAGCCCAACCCCACCCCUAGUGUACACCACUACCCACUGCCAGGCUGGCCUGGGUGGUAGGCAAGGGCCCCAGGGCGAUCGUGGGAGCCCCCGUGUGAACUCUGGCCUCACAGAACCCAGAGGACCUGGGCGGGUGUGUUAGGGGGUGGGAAGUGAGCCUGGCACAGGAGAGGACCCUCUUGGUAGAGGGAAGUUAGGAGUUGGGACCACCACGCGUGGGAAGAGGGGGAUCCCAGGAGAGAGUGGUCCAACUCGCCACCGCUGGCCCAGCUGCCCACCUCUUCCGUGUGGCCUGGCCUUCCCAGGAGGAGCAGACUGGGCCCAGGCCGAGGUGGCUGCAGCUGGCCCCUGGCCAUCCCCUGGCCAGCCCUCCAGCCGCCCCAGGGCUCUGAGCCACCCCUGGGUUGCUGCGGUCCCGAGCAGAGGCGCUUGCCCUAGGCUAACCAGGGUGCGACAACGCCUCCCAUCCCUGGUGGACUUGUGGGCUUCCCCGCGCGGGGAUGGAGUGGCCAGCUCCCUCCUCUUGGGGCCGGAUACCCGUAAAACCAAGCGAAUCAUU